ACUGUAUAUAAGUAGGUCUUUGUAUGGAACAUCCAUUACUUUCUCAUCUCAUCCUCUCUUAAUCCUCCAUUUAUAAUCUCAUUCUUUCAGUGCUUAACUUGCGCACAUCAAUCAUCAAAUCUAUCUUAUCAUCUACUUCUUCUAUUUCAGAAUGGCAUCAAAUCCAAUUGUUCUUGUCACUGGCAUCAACGGAUUCAUUGGGUCUCAUAUCGUUGAUCAGUUCUUAGCAGCUGGUUACAAGGUCCGUGGGACUGUGAGAGCCGUGCCGAAAGCUGAUAAUAUCAAGAGAGUUCUAAGCGAGAAGCACGGCGAGGGAAGAAUUGAAGUUGUCGCCGUACCAGAUCUUGCUGCUCCUGGAGCAUUCGAUGACGCAGUCAAAGGGGUUGAUGCGAUUGCUCAUUGUGCAACAAUAAUCAACUUUUCCAGGAACCCAAAGGAGGUCAUCCCAGACGCCAUCGCCGCAGUGACUAGCAUCCUCCACUCCGCUCUGAGAGAACCAACCGUCAAGUCCUUCGUCCUAGCGAGCUCAAGCAUGGCAACCACACUUCCCAAACCCAAUGUGCGUUUCGCAGUCGACUCCGACACUUGGAACGAAGAAGAUAUCGCCAGAGCCUGGGAUCCCGAGCUUGUCAACGAGGACCAUCAUGAUUGGACAGUCUAUGCCGCAAGCAAAGCAGAAGCCGAGAAAGCUCUUUGGAAAUUCAGAGACGAGAAAAAACCUCAUUUCACUGUGAACUCCAUCCUACCAGCAACAAACUUCGGGCCGGUAUUAGUCAAAGAAGAGGCAUCUUCGUCUGGAGCUUGUGUAAAAGAGAUCUGGAACGGCGAAAUUAACAAGGUCUUGGGAGUUCGACCACAGUACUACGUUUCGGUUCAGGAUGUUGCGCUUCUGCACGUCGCGGCCGUGCAUUUUCCUGAUGUAAAUGGGAAGAGAGUCUUGGCGGGGACAAAACCAUAUAAUUGGAACGAUGUUCUCAAGAUCUUGAGAGAACUGCGUCCUGGACAUGAUUUUCCAGAGGAUGUGGAAGGUUUGGGACAUGACCUGAGCACCGUUGCCAAUGGCGAAGCGGAGAAGCUACUGUUGAGAUUCGCUGGUUAUGGCUGGAUUGAGCUCAGGGAGCUUAUGGAGCAGAACUUAAGCAGCCUGGGUUAUUGAAGUCCUUGUGAAUUGCUUUGGAUAGGGCGUGUUUGGAUGUUUUGAGUUCUAGAUCGCCUGCUAAGCUCUUCGUUUUUAAUGAGAUAAAGUUGU
Messenger RNA from Mollisia scopiformis, 1249 nucleotides. Its product is annotated as NAD-P-binding protein. The record is from RefSeq and is a predicted model, not a curated record. Lineage: Eukaryota; Fungi; Ascomycota; Leotiomycetes; Helotiales; Mollisiaceae. The coding region runs from base 152 to 1156 and encodes 334 amino acids. The transcript has 2 exons. Gene Ontology annotation, molecular function: oxidoreductase activity, acting on the CH-OH group of donors, NAD or NADP as acceptor.